AUGAAGAGAGGAGAUUUACUUACCACGCUUCAUGACCAGUAUAACACUUAUACGUCCCCCAUACAAGACCCUGAUGCCUUCUAUCAUGACAUUUUCGAAAUCUCCCACGAGGCAACCUCCGUUGCCGAAUUCCAUCAUUUGGCUGACAAUCGCAGACGUCAACGCCUUCACGAAUUACAUGACGCCCUUGACGCUGUGAGCCUCGAGAUUACGGCAAAUCCAGCCCUUAUCAACAUGCCUCAGUGGCAGCAUGCCAUCCAGCUCUUCCGGACGAAUUCCCUCGAUUCUCUUAUUUAUUUCUUCGCUUCCUACCUUCCGAUAAACCCAAACUGGCAUCCAUCGCACCACACGUCUACCCAUUUCACCAACAGCGCCGAGUCAAUGUCCCACAAGCCCGAUGAAGAGCAUAGGCUUAAUGACACACACAAGUUCCACCUCUCAACGAGCGUUGGCGAUGAAGGGUUGCAACCUGUUCCGUUGUCCUUGCUGCCCCCGUCUGCUUUGCCAGGCAUUCCAGUGAUAGAUCAACAGGCUGAGCAGAACGAAUCUAUAGGAAUCACGCUCCUGGCGGCGGCGGCACCCCCCAUCUCCGAGGUUGGACCUGAGCAAAUUCGACCUCGAGAACAUAUCCUAACUAUCCAGGAUGGCAAGGAUGCAGCGCAAUCUAGAGAUGAACGGUCUACGAUUUUCGUCACAGACUAUUUAGAGACAUCAACAUGUUGGAACAAAAUUACAUAUAACGAAAUAAUCCGCCCAAAUAUCUCGGUGGCUUCGAUCUGCUCGACUAUGCUGACGAGUGAGAAACCGAAGAAAAUCAAGCGGGACUGCCCUCGAGAGCCAGCAUCGACUGGCAUGGAGGCUGAUGGUAAGUACACCUCGUCAAGUCCCAAGCGGAGGAGAAAGGAGGAUUAG
Messenger RNA from Trichoderma atroviride IMI 206040, 912 nucleotides. RefSeq lists its product as uncharacterized. Lineage: Eukaryota; Fungi; Ascomycota; Sordariomycetes; Hypocreales; Hypocreaceae. The record is from RefSeq and is a predicted model, not a curated record.